Molecule: messenger RNA, 10581 nt
Organism: Pipistrellus nathusii (Nathusius's pipistrelle)
Lineage: Eukaryota; Metazoa; Chordata; Mammalia; Chiroptera; Vespertilionidae
Source: the annotation of a GenBank genome assembly
AUGCUGGCACAGAUUACAAGUGUUGAUCACCAGCCCGCCAAGAUGAACAUGGUGAAGAGGAUCAUGGGGCGCCCCCGGCAGGAGGAGUGCAGCCCGCAGGACAACGCCUUGGGGCUGAUGCACCUCCGCCGGCUCUUCACUGAGCUGUGCCAUCCUCCUCGGCACAUGACUCAGAAGGAACAAGAGGAGAAGCUGUACAUGAUGCUGCCAGUGUUUAACAGGGUCUUUGGAAAUGCUCCACCAAAUACAAUGAUAGAAAAAUUUUCCGAUCUUCUGCAGUUCACAACACAAGUCUCACGAUUGAUGGUGACAGAAAUUCGAAGGAGAGCAUCAAACAAAUCUACAGAGGCUGCAAGUCGGGCCAUCGUCCAGUUCCUAGAAAUCAAUCAGAGUGAAGAAGCCAGUAGAGGCUGGAUGCUUCUGACAACAAUUAACUUGUUAGCAUCCUCUGGUCAGAAAACCGUGGACUGCAUGACAACGAUGUCAGUGCCUUCCACCCUGGUUAAAUGUUUAUAUCUGUUCUUUGACCUUCCACAUGUGCCUGAGGCAGUUGGAGGUGCACAGAACGAGCUACCUCUAGCAGAACGUCGUGGACUACUCCAGAAAGUUUUUGUACAGAUCUUAGUGAAACUCUGCAGUUUUGUUUCCCCGGCGGAGGAGCUGGCUCAGAAAGAUGAUCUCCAGCUUUUAUUCAGUGCAAUAACCUCUUGGUGCCCGCCUUAUAACCUGCCUUGGAGGAAGAGUGCUGGAGAAGUCCUUAUGACCAUAUCCCGUCACGGUCUUAGUGUCAAUGUAGUGAAGUAUAUCCAUGAAAAAGAAUGUUUAUCUACGUGUGUUCAGAAUAUGCAGCAAUCAGAUGACCUAUCUCCCCUAGAAAUUGUUGAAAUGUUUGCUGGGCUUUCUUGUUUCCUCAAAGAUUCCAGUGAUGUUUCCCAAACUCUUUUGGAUGAUUUUCGGAUAUGGCAAGGAUAUAUUUUCCUUUGUGACCUCUUGCUUAGAUUGGAACAAGCAAAAGAGGCAGAAUCCAAAGAUGCCUUGAAAGAUCUGGUUAAUCUGAUAACGUCCCUAACAACCUACGGUGUCAGUGAACUGAAACCAGCUGGUAUUACCACAGGGGCGCCCUUCUUAUUGCCUGGAUUUGCAGUGCCUCAGCCUGCAGGCAAAGGUCACAGUGUGAGAAAUGUCCAAGCCUUUGCAGUUCUUCAGAAUGCAUUUUUAAAAGCAAAAACCAACUUUCUUGCCCAGAUCAUCCUUGAUGCCAUCACAAAUAUUUACAUGGCUGACAAUGCCAAUUAUUUCAUCCUCGAGUCACAACACACAUUGUCGCAGUUUGCAGAGAAGAUUUCUAAACUCCCAGAAGUGCAAAGCAAAUACUUUGAGAUGUUAGAGUUUGUUGUUUUUAGCUUAAAUUAUAUCCCUUGUAAAGAACUUAUUAGUGUUAGCAUUCUCUUAAAAUCUAGCUCUUCUUACCACUGUAGCAUUAUUGCAAUGAAAACGCUCCUGAAGUUUACACGACACGACUACAUAUUUAAAGAUGUGUUCAGGGAGGUGGGCCUUCUGGAGGUCAUGGUGACCCUUUUGCACAAGUAUGCUGCCCUCUUGAAGGAUCCAACUCAGGCACUAAAUGAACAAGGGGACUCAAGAAAUAAUAGUUCAAUUGAAGACCAAAAACACCUAGCUUUAUUGGUUAUGGAGACCUUGACAUUGCUUCUUCAAGGAUCAAACACAAAUGCAGGAAUUUUCCGAGAAUUUGGAGGUGCAAGAUGUGCACAUAAUAUAGUGAGGUACCCCCAAUGCCGGCAGCAUGCCCUGAUGAUUAUCCAGCAGCUGGUGCUCUCUCCAAAUGGGGAUGAUGACAUGGGCACGCUUCUGGGGUUAAUGCAUUCAGCCCCACCCACAGAACUGCAGUUGAAGACUGACAUUUUAAGGGCCCUCCUGUCAGUUCUUCGAGAAAGCCAUCGGUCAAGAACAGUUUUUAGGAAAGUUGGAGGGUUUGUGUAUAUAACAUCUUUGCUUGUUGCUAUGGAAAGAUCUUUGAGCUUGCCACCGAAGAAUGGCUGGGAGAAAGUGAACCAGAACCAAGUAUUUGAACUUCUCCACACUAUGUUCUGCACGUUGACUGCAGCAAUGCGCUAUGAGCCAGCCAACUCUCAUUUCUUUAAAACAGAGAUUCAGUAUGAGAAAUUGGCAGAUGCUGUUCGAUUUCUUGGCUGCUUCUCAGACCUAAGGAAAAUAAGCCCCAUGAAUGUCUUUCCCUCAAAUACACAGCCAUUUCAGAGACUUUUAGAGGAAGACAUAACUUCGAUGGACUCUGUGUCACCCACUUUACAGCACUGCAGUAAACUCUUUAUUUAUCUCUACAAAGUAGCCACAGAUUCUUUUGACAGUCGUGCAGAACAGAUCCCUCCUUGCCUGACAAGUGAGUCUUCUCUCCCCUCUCCCUGGGGCACACCAGCUCUGUCCAGGAAAAGGCAUGCAUACCAUUCUGUUUCAACUACCCCCGUGUACCCUCCUAAAAAUGACCUGAAACUACAUGUGGCAACUUCCUCUCUCCAGAGUUCUGAUGCUGUCAUCAUCCAUCCGGGAGCCAUGCUGGCCAUGCUGGACCUCCUGGCCUCUGUGGGGUCAGCGGCACAGCCAGAACAUGCUUUGGACCUCCAACUUGCCGUGGCGAAUAUUUUACAAAUCCUGGUGCACACAGAGAGAAACCAGCAGGUGAUGUGUGAGGCCGGCCUUCACGCACGACUGCUGCAGCGGUGCAGCGCUGCCCUGGCUGACGAGGACCACGCGCUGCACCCACCCCUCCAGCGGAUGUUUGAGCGAUUGGCCUCCCAGGCUCUGGAGCCCAUGGUGCUGAGGGAGUUUUUGCGUUUGGCAAGUCCAUUAAAUUGUGGUGCCUGGGACAAAAAACUGCUUAAACAAUAUAGAGUCCACAAACCAAGUUCACUGAGUUAUGAACCAGAGAUGAGAAGUAGUCUAAUCAUGUCUAUGGAAGGUCUGGGUUCUGAUAAUGUUUUCAGCUUACAUGAAGAUAACCACUAUCGGAUUAGCAAGAGCCUGGUAAAAUCUGCAGAAGGAAGCACUGUACCCCUGACCAGGGUAAAGUGUCUGGUCUCCAUGACAACUCCACAUGACAUCAGACUUCAUGGGUCAUCAGUUACUCCAGCUUUUGUUGAAUUUGACACAUCCCUUGAAGGGUUUGGCUGCCUGUUCCUGCCCAGUUUGGCCCCUCAUAAUGCCCCUACAAACAGUGCUGUUACAACAGGUCUUACUGAUGGGGCUGUGGUCAGCGGCAUUGGUUCUGGUGAAAGAUUCUUUCCUCCUCCCUCUGGCUUAAGCUACUCUAGCUGGUUUUGUGUUGAACAUUUUAGUUCUCCUCCAAAUAACCAUCCUGUCAGAUUUCUGACUGUUGUGCGCCGAGCAAAUUCUUCUGAGCAGCAUUACGUGUGCCUUGCAAUAGUUCUGUCAGCAAAAGACCGAUCUCUGAUUGUUUCCACCAAAGAGGAGCUACUCCAGAACUAUGUUGAUGAUUUUAGUGAAGAAUCCUCUUUUUAUGAGAUUCUCCCAUGCUGUGCUCGAUUUCGAUGUGGAGAACUAAUAGUCGAGGGUCAGUGGCAUCAUCUGGUUCUGGUGAUGAGCAAAGGCAUGCUCAAGAAUAGCACCGUGGCCCUCUACAUCGAUGGACAGCUUGUCAGCACUGUGAAGCUUCAUUAUGUUCACAGUACUCCUGGGGGUUCAGGUUCCGUAAAUCCUCCUGUGGUCAGCACAGUCUAUGCAUACAUUGGUACUCCACCUGCCCAACGCCAAGUUGCUUCGCUGGUUUGGCGACUAGGACCCACACAUUUUUUGGAAGAAGUUUUACCUCCUUCAAGUGUCACUACCAUUUAUGAACUAGGACCAGAUUAUGUUGGAAGUUUUCAGGCUGUAUGUAUGCCAUGUAAAGAUGCAAAAUCUGAAGGCAUAGUGCCAUCUCCUGUGUUAUUAGUGCCAGAGGAAAAGGUGUCAUUUGGCCUCUAUGCACUCUCCGUGUCUUCCCUGACAGUGGCAAGAAUCCGGAAGGUGUACAACAAGUUGGACAGCAAAGCCAUCGCUAAGCAGUUAGGCAUUUCCUCCCACGAGAAUGCCACUCCUGUGAAGUUGAUACACAAUGCAGCAGGACAUCUCAAUGGGCCUGCAAGGACAAUUGGGGCCACUCUGAUUGGAUACUUGGGAGUAAGAACAUUUGUUCCUAAGCCUGUUGCCACUACUUUGCAGUACAUUGGGGGAGCUGCAGCCAUCCUGGGCCUGGUGGCCAUGGCUUCUGAUGUGGAGGGGCUCUAUGCAGCAGUCAAGGCCCUGGUUUGUGUGGUCAAGAGUAACCCACUAGCCAGCAAAGAGAUGGAAAGAAUCAGGGGCUACCAGUUGCUGGCAAUGCUACUUAAGAAGAAACGUUCCCUUCUUAACAGCCAUAUUCUCCAUCUAACUUUUUCCUUGGUGGGAACUGUUGACAGUGGACAUGAGACCUCCAUUAUUCCCAAUUCAACUGCUUUCCAGGAUCUACUUUGUGAUUUUGAAGUAUGGCUUCAUGCACCAUAUGAACUUCAUCUUUCCUUAUUUGAACACUUCAUUGAACUGCUCACAGAGUCCAGUGAAGCUUCCAAGAAUGCCAAAUUAAUGAGGGAAUUCCAGCUAAUCCCAAAGCUGCUACUGACUCUUCGAGAUAUGUCUUUAUCCCUGCCUACCAUUGCUGCUAUUAGUAAUGUGCUGAGCUUCCUACUGCAAGGUUUUCCUAGCAGCUAUGAUCUGCUCAGGUUUGGCCAGUUUAUUUCUUCUACUUUACCAACCUUUGCAGUUUGUGAGAAAUUUGUCGUUAUGGAAAUAAACCAUGAAGAGAAGCUUGACACUGGAACUGAAGAAGAGUUUGGAGGCCUUGUGUCUGCUAAUCUUAUACUUUUAAGGAACAGACUUCUAGAUAUCUUGCUAAAACUAAUUUACACAUCUAAAGAAAAGACAAGCAUUAAUUUGCAAGCCUGUGAAGAACUGGUCAGGACACUGGGUUUUGACUGGAUUAUGAUGUUUAUGGAAGAGCAUUUGCAUCCCACCACAGUCACAGCAGCCAUGAGGAUUCUUGUUGUCCUGCUGAGUAAUCAGUCUAUUCUCAUCAAGUUUAAAGAAGGACUCAGUGGUGGAGGGUGGCUGGAACAGACAGACUCGGUCUUAACAAAUAAGAUUGGAACUGUAUUAGGAUUCAAUGUGGGCAGGAGUGCUGGUGGAAGAUCAACAGUCAGAGAGAUUAACCGGGAUGCUUGCCAUUUUCCUGGUUUUCCAGUCCUCCAGUCAUUUCUUCCUAAGCACACUAAUGUCCCUGCCCUCUAUUUCCUGCUCAUGGCAUUGUUCCUGCAGCAGCCAGUUAGUGAGCUGCCAGAGAACCUGCAGUUUGAUUUAGAUUCCAUUUGGACAUUUAUCUUCGGAGUUCCUGCCUCCAGCGGAACUGUGGUCUCUUCCAUUCAUAACGUGUGCACUGAAGCUGCUUUCUUAUUGCUGGGAAUGCUCCGCAGCAUGCUGAACUCACCAUGGCAGUCAGAAGAAGAGGGGUCUUGGCUCCGAGAAUAUCCUGUGACCCUAAUGCAGUUCUUCAGAUACUUGUAUCACAACGUCCCGGACCUGGCCUCCAUGUGGAUGAGCCCCGACUUCCUGUGUGCACUCGCAGCCACCGUCUUCCCCUUCAACAUCCGCCCUUACUCAGAGAUGGUGACAGACCUCGAUGAUGAAGUUGGGUCUCCAGCGGAAGAAUUUAAAGCCUUUGCAGCCGACACGGGGAUGAACAGGAGCCAGUCUGAGUACUGCAACGUGGGGGUCAAGACAUAUCUGACCAACCACCCCGCUAAAAAGUUUGUUUUUGACUUCAUGCGGGUUUUAAUAAUAGAUAACCUCUGUCUCACCCCUGCGAGCAAGCAGACGCCACUAGUUGAUCUUUUGUUGGAGGCUUCCCCUGAAAGAUCUACAAGAACUCAGCAAAAAGAAUUUCAAACUUACAUUUUGGAUAGCGUGAUGGACCAUUUGCUUGCAGCUGAUGUGUUACUAGGGGAAGAUGCAUCUCUACCUAUUACCAGUGGAGGAAGCUACCAGGUAUUGGUGAACAAUGUGUUUUAUUUCACACAACGUGUGGUGGACAAACUUUGGCAAGGCAUGUUCAACAAAGAAUCUAAACUUCUUAUAGAUUUUAUAAUUCAACUAAUUGCACAGUCAAAGAGAAGAUCCCAGGGACUGUCCCUGGAUGCGGUCUAUCACUGCCUCAAUAGGACGAUCCUGUACCAGUUCUCACGGGCACACAAAACUGUUCCACAGCAAGUAGCUCUCCUUGAUUCCCUCCGGGUCCUGACUGUGAACAGGAACUUGAUCCUGGGACCUGGGAACCAUGACCAGGAAUUCAUCAGCUGUCUGGCUCACUGCCUUAUAAAUCUGCAUGUUGGAAGCAAUGUGGAUGGAUUUGGACUGGAAGCAGAAGCCCGCAUGACUACCUGGCACAUUAUGAUCCCCUCUGACAUUGAGCCAGAUGGUGGAUACAGCCAAGAUAUUAGUGAAGGGCGACAACUUCUCAUAAAAGCUGUCAAUAGAGUUUGGACUGAAUUGAUACAUAGUAAGAAACAAGCCUUAGAGGAGCUUUUCAAAGUCACUCUCCCUGUGAAUGAAAGGGGCCACGUGGACAUAGCAGUAGCGAGGCCUCUCAUUGAAGAAGCUGGUUUGAAGUGCUGGCAGAAUCAUUUGGCCCAUGAAAAGAAAUGCAUCAGCCGCGGAGAGGCGUUAGUGCCCACCUCUCAGUCCAAGCUGUCCCGCGUGAGCAGCGGCUUCGGUCUCUCCAAGUUAACAGGAUCAAGAAGGAAUCGGAAGGAGAGUGGUCUCAGUAAACACAGCCUUUCUACCCAGGAGAUUUCUCAGUGGAUGUUUACACAUAUCGCUGUUGUUCGUGACUUAGUAGACACACAAUAUAAGGAACAUCAGGAGCGCCAGCAAAAUGCCCUGAAGUAUGUGACUGAGGAGUGGUGCCAAAUCGAGAAUGAACUGCUGCGGGAGCGAGGGCUGUGGGGUCCCCCCAUUGGCUCCCACCUAGAUAAAUGGAUGCUGGAGAUGACAGAAGGGCCCUGCAGAAUGAGAAAGAAAAUGGUGCGAAAUGAUAUGUUUUAUAACCAUUACCCUUAUGUGCCAGACACCGAACAAGAGGCAAGUGUGGCGUCUGAGAUCCCAAGUAAACAGCCUGAGACUUCUGAUGAUAUCAUUCCUCAAAAGAAACCUGCUAGGUACAGAAGAGCCAUAAGUUAUGACAGCAAAGAAUACUACAUGCGACUAGCCUCUGGCAAUCCCGCCAUUGUCCAAGAUGCCAUUGUAGAGAGUUCAGAAGGUGAAGCUGCUCAGCAAGAGCCAGAGCAUGGUGAAGACACUAUUGCCAAAGUCAAAGGUCUGGUCAAGCCUCCUCUGAAACGGUCCCGAUCUGCACCUGAUGGAGGCGAUGAGGAGAACCAGGAGCAGUUACAAGACCAGAUUGCUGAGAGUGGCUCUGUAGAAGAGGAGGAGAAAACGGACAACGCCACCCUACUUCGCCUCCUAGAGGACGGAGAAAAGAUCCAACACAUGUACCGUUGUGCUAGAGUCCAGGGCCUGGAUACCAGUGAGGGGAUGCUUCUCUUUGGUAAAGAGCAUUUUUAUGUGAUUGAUGGAUUUACAAUGACAGCAACAAGGGAAAUAAGAGACAUUGAAACUUUACCUCCAAAUAUGCAUGAGCCAAUUAUUCCUAGAGGAGCCAGGCAAGGCCCCAGCCAGCUCAAGAGAACGUGCAGCAUUUUUGCGUAUGAAGAUAUCAGGGAGGUACAUAAAAGGAGGUAUCUUCUGCAGCCUAUUGCUGUGGAAGUUUUCUCUGGAGAUGGACGGAAUUACCUCCUUGCUUUUCAGAAAGGAAUUAGAAAUAAAGUCUAUCAAAGGUUUUUGGCUGUAGUUCCAUCUCUAACUGACAGUUCCGAGUCUGUGUCUGGGCAAAGACCAAACACAAGUGUGGAGCAAGGGUCUGGGUUGCUUAGUACUUUGGUUGGAGAGAAGUCUGUCACUCAGAGAUGGGAGAGAGGUGAAAUCAGCAACUUCCAGUAUUUGAUGCACUUGAACACUUUGGCCGGCAGAUCGUACAAUGACCUCAUGCAAUAUCCUGUGUUUCCUUGGAUCCUUGCAGAUUACGACUCAGAGGAGGUCGAUCUUACUAAUCCCAAGACAUUUAGAAACCUGGCGAAGCCAAUGGGAGCACAGACAGAUGAACGAUUAGCUCAAUAUAAGAAGCGAUAUAAAGACUGGGAAGACCCUAAUGGAGAAACUCCAGCCUAUCACUAUGGGACCCACUAUUCAUCUGCCAUGAUUGUGGCUUCAUAUCUAGUGAGGAUGGAGCCUUUCACACAGAUAUUCUUACGGCUGCAGGGAGGCCACUUUGACCUGGCUGACCGGAUGUUCCACAGUGUGCGGGAGGCCUGGUAUUCAGCAUCCAAGCACAACAUGGCAGACGUAAAAGAGCUGAUCCCAGAGUUUUUUUACUUACCAGAAUUCCUGUUCAAUUCCAACAACUUUGAUCUGGGCUGUAAACAAAAUGGCACCAAGCUUGGAGAUGUUAUCCUCCCACCCUGGGCCAAAGGGGACCCCCGAGAAUUCAUCAGAGUCCACCGAGAGGCUUUGGAAUGUGAUUAUGUGAGUGCCCAUCUGCAUGAAUGGAUUGACUUAAUCUUUGGCUACAAACAGCAAGGCCCUGCCGCAGUAGAAGCUGUAAAUGUCUUCCACCAUCUGUUUUAUGAGGGUCAAGUGGAUAUCUACAACAUAAACGACCCACUGAAAGAGACAGCCACAAUAGGGUUCAUCAACAACUUCGGUCAGAUUCCUAAACAGCUUUUUAAGAAACCUCAUCCACCAAAGCGAGUGAGGAGUCGGCUCAAUGGAGACAACGCUGGAAUCUCUGUCCCUCCAGGCUGUACAGGUGACAAGAUCUUUUUCCAUCAUCUAGACAACUUGCGGCCUUCUCUGACACCUGUCAAAGAACUCAAGGAGCCUGUGGGACAAAUAGUGUGCACAGACAAAGGCAUUCUGGCAGUAGAACAGAACAAGGUGCUUAUCCCACCUACCUGGAACAAAACCUUCGCCUGGGGCUACUCAGACCUCAGCUGCAGGCUGGGAACCUAUGAGUCAGACAAGGCAGUGACUGUCUAUGAAUGUUUGUCUGAGUGGGGCCAGAUUCUGUGCGCCAUCUGCCCCAACCCCAGGCUGGUCAUCACAGGUGGAACAAGCACCGUUGUGUGUGUGUGGGAGAUGGGCACCUCAAAAGAAAAGGCCAAGACCCUCACUCUCAAACAGGCCUUGCUUGGCCACACCGACACCGUCACAUGUGCCACAGCUUCAUUUGCCUAUCACAUCAUCGUCAGCGGGUCCCGUGACCGAACCUGCAUCAUCUGGGAUCUGAACAAACUGUCAUUCCUAACCCAGCUCCGAGGCCACCGAGCUCCGGUUUCUGCUCUUUGUAUCAAUGAAUUAACAGGGGACAUUGUGUCCUGUGCGGGCACCUACAUCCACGUGUGGAGCAUCAACGGGAACCCCGUCGUGAGUGUGAACACCUUCACGGGGAGGAGCCAGCAGAUCGUCUGCUGCUGCGUGUCCGAGAUGAACGAGUGGGACACCCAGAACGUCAUAGUCACGGGACACUCGGACGGGGUGGUCCGGUUUUGGAGGAUGGAGUUUUUGCAAGUUCCUGAAACACCAGCUCCAGAGCCCACAGAAGCCCUGGAAAUGCAGGAAGACUGUCCAGAAGCACAAAUAGGACAGGAAGCCCAGGAUGAGGACAGUAGCGACUCAGAUGCCGAUGAGCAGAGCGUCAGCCAGGAUCCCAAGGAUGUGCCCAGCCAGCCCCCCAGCACCAGCCACAGGCCCCGGGCAGCCUCCUGCAGAGCCACGGCCGCCUGGUGCACCGACAGCGGCUCCGAUGACUCCAGGCGCUGGUCUGACCAGCUCAGUCUGGAUGAGAAAGAUGGCUUCAUAUUUGUGAACUAUUCAGAGGGCCAGACCCGAGUCCACUUGCAAGGUCCCCUUAACCACCCUCACCCUCACCCCGCUCCCAUGGAAGUUCGGAAUUACAGCAGAUUGAAACCUGGGUACCGGUGGGAGCGGCAGCUGGUGUUCAGGAGUAAGCUGACGAUGCACACGGCCUUCGAUCGGAAGGACAACGCGCACCCCGCAGAGAUCACGGCCCUGGGCGUCUCCAAGGAUCACAGUAGGAUCCUCGUGGGUGACAGUCGAGGCCGAGUGUUCAGCUGGUCUGUGAGUGACCAGCCCGGCCGCUCUGCUGCUGACCACUGGGUGAAGGAUGAAGGCGGGGACAGCUGCUCGGGCUGCUCAGUGCGGUUUUCUCUCACAGAAAGACGGCACCAUUGCAGGAACUGCGGCCAGCUCUUCUGCCAAAAGUGCAGUCGGUUUCAAUCAGAAAUCAAACGCUUGAAAAUCUCAUCCCCAGUGCGAGUUUGUCAGAACUGUUACUACAACUUACAGCAUGAGAGGGGUUCAGAAGAUGGGCCUCGGAACUGUUGA